Messenger RNA from Lathyrus sativus (Indian pea), 456 nucleotides. The record is from the annotation of a GenBank genome assembly. NCBI's taxonomy places the organism in Eukaryota, Viridiplantae, Streptophyta, Magnoliopsida, Fabales, Fabaceae.
AUGGGUCGUUUGCACUCUAAUGGUAAGGGUAUUUCCAGUUCAGCUCUUCCUUACAGGAGAACAGCUCCAUCUUGGCUCAAGAUCUCAUCCCAGGAUGUUGAUGAAACCAUCUGCAAGUUUGCCAAGAAAGGUUUAACUCCAUCUCAAAUUGGUGUUAUUCUUCGUGACUCCCAUGGAAUUGCUCAGGUUAAGAGUGUGACUGGAAACAAGAUUCUGCGCAUAUUGAAGGCUCAUGGUCUUGCUCCUGAAAUUCCUGAAGAUCUGUAUCACUUGAUCAAGAAGGCUGUCUCAAUCAGGAAGCAUUUGGAGAGGAACAGGAAGGACAAGGAUUCUAAGUUCAGGCUUAUUUUGGUCGAGAGCAGGAUCCAUCGUCUUGCUCGUUACUACAAGAAGACAAAGAAGCUUCCACCAGUAUGGAAAUAUGAAUCAACAACUGCCAGUACCCUUGUUGCUUAA